AUGGCACAGGAUUCGACGAUGACAAAGAUAUUGACAGCACAGGCGAAGGCGAGGUGCAGUGACGAGAUCGAGGCCUCUGAAGUUGGUACACGAGAUGGCGAUGGCCAAGAUGUCGAGACGGAAAUCCACGAUGAAGGCAACCGGCUGGAAGACAGAUCUGACGAUAGAUGCGCCGAGUUCAAUGGCUCUGGAGAGGGUGACAUCGAAGGAAACAGACCUGGAGAUGAGACACUUGGGAACACUGCAGAAGACGAUUGGACGGCUGGCUGUGACAAAGAAUACGAAUCGCUCGCCGAAAAUAGUGUUUCCGAACCGAAUGUAACUGGGGAUUGGAAAGUUGAAGUUGGUAGUUCCGAGACCAUUGGAGAUGUCAACAGAGAAUGCGAUAGCAUUGGUGGCGAAGAUGUAGACGACACCGCAGACCACGGCAUAGAGGACCAUGCGACAGACGAUGAGUUAUCUAGGCCCAACGCCACUGUUGAUAUGGAUUCUGCAGGGGAGGUAACCGAUGGCACCAUGGUUGAAGUUGACGGCCCUAGAGACCAUGGCAGCGAGAACCAUCCGUCCGACUUAGAAAACACUGGCACCGAUGGCUCUGCAGACACGGAUUCAGACGUGAAGGAUGAUGCCGGGGGAGAAAGCAAUUCUGAGGUUGAAGCCGAUGAGGCCGAUGACGAUAUUCCCGAAGGCAAUCUCACGGACGACGGUGACUCUGAAUCGGAUGAUCUUGUAGGCAUUAAAUCUGUCGUGAAUGCCAUUGAAGUUGGAGCUGAGCCCGACGAAGGAGGCAAUUGCAGCGAUGCCGGUGGCUCUGAAGACCAUUUGUCAGAGGAAGUCUCAGGGCUUAACGACGCCGUCGAGAGCAUUGCAGUUGGAGAGGACUCGGAAUUGGAAUCCAGAACAGACGAGACCGACGAUGGCCAUGGUGGAAUCCAGGUCAGGGAAAACCAUCCGGUAGAGGACGACGGUUCCGAGCUCACUGGAGCUGUAGUCACAGACGUCAAAGCAGCUUGA
Molecule: messenger RNA, 1014 nt
Organism: Aspergillus wentii DTO 134E9
Lineage: Eukaryota; Fungi; Ascomycota; Eurotiomycetes; Eurotiales; Aspergillaceae
Exons: 2
Coding region: 1-1014 (337 amino acids)
Source: RefSeq, a predicted model, not a curated record